AUGGACACGAUCAGUGACGCGGACUACUAUGUCAUUUCUUUGUUCCAGAACGGUCAGUGCUCGAACGUACACAGCUGAGAAGGUGUGGGGCGUGUGCCGUGACUACGUGACUACGUGCAUACGUGUAAUACGUGGUUGGUUCACCACCAUCGCUCGACGCGCCACGUACACGCUCCCUCCGCGGUCGACCGUCCGCCUCGCGCUGCGUCGUGAACCGCUCACUAACGGUGAGCUCCUCCUUCUGUGCAGGUUCUUACCGCUCUGCGCUCUCGGCCUAUUCGGAGCUCCCGUCCGCGUCGACGCUUCCGACGCUCUACGCCGCGCGUGCGCACCUCGCCCUCUCGCCUCCCUCCCCUUCCGACGCUCUCUCGCUCCUCUCCUCCCUCGAACGAACGCUCGAUACGCGUGCUCUCACCGCCUUGGCCAACUUCCUCUCGGGAGAUCACGAGCGCGCGAUCGAGGAACUGGAGGAGGUGCAGAUCGAACUCGGCGAAGGCGGUUUGGAGGAGCAGGAAGAGGGAAGGUUCGUGCGAGGUGUACUCGCCACGGUUUGGUGGUUGAGUGGGGAGGAAGGGAGGAGGGAAGAAGCGGUCGAGAUGUUGUACGAGGCCGUUCAAUUGGGAGCCGAUCAGGAGUGGUACGUCUGUGGGAUCGGAUCCGCACCCCGCCGUUCGAAGGAACCCAACAGUCGACUGACGCGCGUUUGCAAAAUCCCGCAGCCUCGGUAUCCUCACCCACCUUUACCAAUCCCUUUCCCUACCCCAAAGAUCCCUCGCCCUCCUCACGUCCCCCCAGACCACCUCCUUCACCUCCGACUCGCUCCAAUCCCAACUCUUUACCGCCCGGACGAACCUCUCCUUGGGUCCUAAACAACGCUACGAGCAAGCUUACUACGUCUACGAAGAGAUCAAGGGCUUACACGGUGGGAGAGGGGAAAGUACCUUGGCGGGAGUGGCCGUCAGUCAGGCUUGUUUGGGUAGGUGGGACGAGGCCGUGCAGGCGAUCUUGGAGGGGUUGGAGAUGGUACGUUCUCGAACGUGUGCAAAAAUCCUAUCGCCAUUUCGGCAACUGAUUCCCCCCCCCCCACCCCCCUGCGGCGUUCGGUUCCUCAAUUCGCAUGGGAUAGAACCCGAGUCACCCGACUUUGUUGGCGAAUUUCAUCGCGCUCGCGAGGUACUACACCCCCAAUGCCCAAGAUUCCGAAGCGUUGACGGUCGAAAAGGCAUUGGCGUACGUACCAUUACCGGUCACUCUCUCUCUCUCUCUCUCAAAAAGAUCCCCGAGAACGAAAGCUCACUCCUAGCCUUCCUUUUGAUAUUCGGGCGCUUUCUUGUUAGCAGUUCCUUGCAAGCUUUAGAACCUACGCACCCUUUUGUGGUCGAGUUGAAGAACAAGAGCGACGCGUUCGAUGAGGCCGCGGGCAAGUUUGGCAAGGCGGCGCAGUAA
Messenger RNA from Microbotryum saponariae, 1446 nucleotides. NCBI's taxonomy places the organism in Eukaryota, Fungi, Basidiomycota, Microbotryomycetes, Microbotryales, Microbotryaceae. The record is from the annotation of a GenBank genome assembly.